CACCAUCAUCUAUUUCGUUGUCAACAUCCUCACUCAUCGUUCGCGCUCGUUCUCACUGGAGCACAUAUCAUUCGUUUCUUUCCAGAUUCAGCAGGCUGAUCUAGUACAACCAUGCCUCCAGCAUACACGACGCAGCAGAAAGCAGCCAUCCAGGCCUUUGUCGAAGCCACUAGCACGGACAGAGUACAAGCAGCAAAAUGGUUGCGUAACCACAACUGGAACACAUCGGCAGCAGCAAAUCAGUACUUUGCUGUAGGUGGCGGCCAGGCCAGCACCGUGAGCAAGUCUACACUCAACAAGCUCUUCGACAAGUACCGAGAAGAUGUAGCCAACGAACCAGACGAGGUGAACAUCGAAGGCACCAUGGCACUCCUCAACGACAUAGAAGUCAGCCCCGAAGAUGUCGGUGCUCUCAUCUUCUCAGAGCUCGUCAAGUCGCCUUCUCUGGGUAGACUCACACGCACAGAGUUCGUCGACAGCCUCGCCGCUCUUGGUAUCCCCGAUAUCAAGAAAUUGCGCGACACGGUACAACAGAGACGCCAAAGCCUCGCUUUGCCCACUUUCCGCCCUACUUUCAAGCAAAUCUACAAGCACACUUUCCUCCUCGCACGCGCUCAAGGACAAAAGGCAGUCGCACUUGACAUGGCCACCGAGUACUGGCGUCUGCUGUUCACCAGCCCAUCGCUCGAGUGGACUUCGCAAAACACUCCCUGGCUCGAAUGGUGGAUAGAAUUCCUUCAAGAGAAGUACAAGAAGAGUGUCAACAAGGACAUGUGGGAUCAGACUCUGGUGUUCGCCGAGAAGACUCUUGCCGACGAGGCUCUCAGCUUCUGGAGCGAGGACUCUGCUUGGCCCGGUGUCAUUGAUGAGUUUGUCGAGUACAUCAAGACCGACAAGCGCGGAGGACAGAACGCUGGCGAUGCUAUGGACACCGCUUGAAAGAAUUGGUGAUGAUGUGGUGCACUGAGCACAAACAAGACAUUGAAGAUAUUGCUGCCGAGGCUCCGCGACGAUGGAAGCUAGGGAAGUUCAGUGAAGGAAGAAAGCCGCGGCCUCGAGGGGAAGGAAGAUCAGAUGGCUUUGACGCAAGAGGAUCCAGGCGAAUGGACACAGAGCAAGCAUGGCAUAACGGCAGCAUUAGAUUCACAGACGAAAUGCAUAAUUCAUGGAUGGACCAG
Messenger RNA from Aureobasidium pullulans EXF-150, 1178 nucleotides. Its product is annotated as DUF298-domain-containing protein. Gene Ontology annotation, biological process: positive regulation of ubiquitin-protein transferase activity; protein neddylation. The transcript is spliced from 3 exons. The record is from RefSeq and is a predicted model, not a curated record. Gene Ontology annotation, cellular component: ubiquitin ligase complex. Lineage: Eukaryota; Fungi; Ascomycota; Dothideomycetes; Dothideales; Saccotheciaceae. The coding region runs from base 112 to 939 and encodes 275 amino acids. Gene Ontology annotation, molecular function: cullin family protein binding; ubiquitin-like protein binding; ubiquitin conjugating enzyme binding.